This is a messenger RNA of Megalobrama amblycephala (Wuchang bream), 1233 nucleotides long. RefSeq names its product oncostatin M (gene osm). NCBI's taxonomy places the organism in Eukaryota, Metazoa, Chordata, Actinopteri, Cypriniformes, Xenocyprididae. The record is from RefSeq and is a predicted model, not a curated record. The transcript has 3 exons. Bases 365 to 946 code for a protein of 193 amino acids.
AAUGCAUUGCCAUUAACAAAGAUUAUGAGGACAGACGGGCAUCCCAAACACUACAGAUUUACAUACAGCCAAUUUAGUCUAAGUGUGUAUCAUAUUCAUUUGAACUCCCAGGUUGGCAGGUCAGAUUUAUCAGCGCAAAAUUAUCCACAAAGAUAAGCAUUUUUUACGUCUUGGGUUUAAUUGAAAGUGUUCGAGUUUUAGACUGUGUGAGAGCGAUAUCAUCUCAUUUCCUUUCUGUGACUAAGCGGUCACAGGCGUAUAAAAGAUGGAAAGUUGACAGAUUUGACACUGAAAACAAAUCAUACUCUGAAGAGUUUGCUCUAGCACUUAGAGUUAAAAAAAAAAAAUACUGUGAAUUUUCAUCAUGGAGCCAAAAACAGGACUUCUGAUUUGGUGGAUUCUAACGAUGAUCCUUGGGAUGACCUGCAGACCAACAGACAGAACAGUGACACUGCAGAACAACAGAAAGUGUGAUGUUAUACACCGCAUAGAUGUCACCAAACAUAGAAUGAAAGUUCUAUUGAAUACAUUUAACAUCAUAAACAAAAAUCCUGGACCAUGGAUGGAACCAAUUUCAGAACUUGACUUGAAGAACUUGACCCAUAAAGAGAAAUUGCACAAAGCUCAAUGCGGACUUCACUACAUGGAACAGGCAGUUGAGAUGAUACGUAAACACCAGGAUGAUCUACAUGCUCCUGUGACACACAUACCUAACAGUAUCGCAACAGACUUAGACCGUACCAGAGAAUGUGUUAAACAUGCUAUAGGCCAUUGCAAAAACAAGACAAAGCCUGAGUUCUCUUAUCCACAUACAUAUGAGAGAAAACAGUGGGGCGGGACUGUUCUUAACAUCUCUGUAGACUUUCUGGAUGAGUUGGUGAAAGUCAUAGAACAUGAGAUGAGCAAAUCACAUAAAUCAAACAAUCACUCAAUCAAUACUGCUUGACACCAUUGGUUUAUAUUAUUUGUCAGCUGCACUUAUUAAUUUAUGAAAGAUUUUGUAAGCACUUAUUUAUAAGAUCCUGUUAUUAACGGAAUUUGCAGUAUGUUCUCAGGAUAAAUAUGGUUGGAAAAGUUAUUUAUAUUUUUAAAUUAAAGAAAUUGUUAUUUAUUAUAUAUUUGUACUUUUCAGUUUUUUGUAUUUUGAGUUAAAAAAUAUUGUUACUCUAUUUAACAUUAUAUAUUUAUAUUAAUGCAGCUUAUUGUCAUAUUGUCAACACAAUAAUAAAAUUU